AUGCUCGAAUUGCCGCAUUGGAGACUUGCCAUGCAGAGGAAAAGAAAACGAUACACUCUCAGCCCAUCCCCACCAGGGGAAUAUAGUGCUUCUCAAAGCCCAUAUAAACCCGAGCUGUUUCAAGUCUCACAGGCCUCAAACAGACAACCAACACCUUCAAAUGAUCAAUCAGAAUACAUCAAACCAUCUUUCGAUGAAAAUGAGUUUUUACCAGCAGAGCAACACGCCAACCAAACAGUCCAUGAAGAAAAUGCUCCCGGAGGUGCCGAGAGCUAUAUCGGACGAGACGCCUACCUGGACGGCAGCAUCCCGGCAACAGAAACCACCAACAACACGACACAGCAAGCACACAGCGGCCUCUCAGACAUCGACAUGCAGGUGCUCCACCUCUACAAAGCAUUCGACAUGCCACCGCGAUCCGUGCGAAACAGCCUGAUCGACAAAUUCAUGGAACACUGUCUUCCUUGGAUGCCCAUCGUAGAUCGACGCUGGCUGGAAGAACAGCCAGACCACUUCCCUUCACCAUUACUCCUCCAGUCGGUGUUUCUGGCGGGCAGUCGAGUGUCCGCUAAAUCGCUCAUCGGAGCCACGUCGGAAGACUACUAUCAACGAGCGAAAGUCUUGUUCUUCUCCGGUCACGAGAGGAAUCCACUGAUCUCUGUCGUUUCGGCGUUGCUUCUGCAUUGGUGGAAUCCAACUGGUCCAGAGCAGAUCUCUGCUAGUUCCAGUGGGUUCUGGGUACGCAUUGCCGCUGGUCUGGCUUAUCAGAUCGGAUUGCAUAAGGAGCCGAUAGCGGCUCGAGACAAGGCUCUUCACCGAAGGAUCUGGUGGACGUUAGUAUGGCGAGACGACGUGAUCUCGGUAGGAGUCGGGCGUCCACGAACCAUAAGCCUAAAGGACAGCAAUGUGUUACCACCAACCAUCAAAGACUUCCCAGCAGGCAGUCCAGAUGCAAAACUGUUCACCUCAUUCUGCCACAUCUGCCAGCUCCUAGGUGAUAUCACACAAUACCGACGUCGCAAGAGCUUCACAGCGUCCAAACGCCAGAAAUUCGAGAACGCACUAUAUCGGUGGAUCAAAGAACUCCCAUCCGAGCUCCGUCUCUUCAAACCCACAACUCCCACAACUUCCACCACCGCCCACAUCAACUCACUAGCCCCCUACAGCUUCAAGAACCGGCAAGUAGCAAUUGUCUACUUCGUGAUCCUGAUAAUCUUACACCGACGCGACGAACCCUCGACCCCAUCCUCGACCCCGUCACUGCUCGCCUCAUCCUUCAUAUCCAGUAUCUUCGAAGAAUUCCUGUCGCGCGACGAGCUGCGGUAUCUCGGCCCGGUCUUCGCCUUCUACGCGCUCGCCGCCGGCCUCGCACAGAUGUCCGGAUACCGGUAUGCGGCGCUCGAAGCCGCCGCCGAGCACGAGUUCAACGUCAUCUCCAUGUGCCUGGCGAGCCUGUCGGACCGCUGGGGCAGUGCGGCCGAGGCGAUGCGUUCGCUACAAGCGGCGAGGAAGGCGGCAAUGAGACUGCCGAAGCUGCAGAGGGAGCCGGCCGGAGUGGAAGAUGAUGUAUACCCGUACUUCAACGAUUUCGGGCCGGAUUUGUGUCGCCAGUGGCAUUUGCUGGGCAAGACGGCCGUGAAAAGCGCCGAGAGCGAUGGAGCUGCCUCGACGUCUCAAAUGCAGCAGCAACAGCAGCAACAAGUGGGCAAAGGGCAGCAGCACGUGGUGCUUGAACCCGCAUCACAUGCACAGGUCGAUGCUGGGUUAAAUGUGACGGGCAAUAGCGAGGAAUUCGUCGAUGGUGACUUUCUGGCGUUGUCACAACCACAGCAGUCGAUGUCUCUCGACCAGCAGGAUCCGAUGUUGUAUCCCGGUCUGGACAGCCUGUUCCCAGACCAACAAUUUGACUAUCCGUGGAGUGACCUGGAUCCCGUGGGGUCCUGGUUACUGGGUGAUUUGGGUUUGGAUAGCUCGCUUGGCCCGAAUACUUAG
Molecule: messenger RNA, 1992 nt
Organism: Exophiala bonariae
Lineage: Eukaryota; Fungi; Ascomycota; Eurotiomycetes; Chaetothyriales; Herpotrichiellaceae
Exons: 3
Coding region: 1-1992 (663 amino acids)
Biological process (GO): DNA-templated transcription
Molecular function (GO): DNA binding; zinc ion binding
Source: RefSeq, a predicted model, not a curated record